UUCUAAAGUGCUGUGAAUGUAUCCACACGUGUGAACCCCAGGUACGUCCUGAGGAACUGGAUGGCUGAGUCGGCCACCAGGAAGGCAGAGACCAACGACUUUUCAGAGGUGGUGCUGUUACAUGAUGUUCUGGGGAACCCCUUCAUAGCGCAAGACGCUGCAGAGGAGACAGGCUAUGCAGCGCGGCCUCCGCUGUGGGGGCGGAGGUUAAAGAAAUACGGAGAACUUGGAUAUUUUCAUCUGUUACUUCCCCAGGGUAGGCUGAGCAUCAGAGGCUCUGUGUCCGAAUCUUUGCUAGCUAGCAUGCUAAGUGCCCUAACAUGCAACGUAGCAUAGCAUCCACAGGGAAUAUGUGUGUACAUUUAAGGAGAAGAUAAAACGGUAUAUUCUUAAUUGAUUUGCGAAAUGGAUCUUUAUGUUGACUAUAUUAAUACCAAUCGCAUAAACAACAAAAAUAAAACUCACCAUCAAAUCAGCCUGCAGAUAUUAUUUUACACUUUA
Molecule: messenger RNA, 501 nt
Organism: Gadus morhua (Atlantic cod)
Lineage: Eukaryota; Metazoa; Chordata; Actinopteri; Gadiformes; Gadidae
Product: protein adenylyltransferase SelO-like
Exons: 3
Coding region: 61-336 (91 amino acids)
Source: RefSeq, a predicted model, not a curated record